Messenger RNA from Silurus meridionalis, 4192 nucleotides. It is a transcript of the gene txnrd2.2, whose product is annotated as thioredoxin reductase 2, tandem duplicate 2. The transcript has 17 exons. The record is from RefSeq and is a predicted model, not a curated record. Gene Ontology annotation, biological process: cellular response to oxidative stress; glutathione metabolic process; cell redox homeostasis. The coding region runs from base 62 to 1612 and encodes 516 amino acids. Gene Ontology annotation, cellular component: cytosol; mitochondrion. Gene Ontology annotation, molecular function: thioredoxin-disulfide reductase (NADPH) activity; glutathione-disulfide reductase (NADPH) activity; flavin adenine dinucleotide binding. NCBI's taxonomy places the organism in Eukaryota, Metazoa, Chordata, Actinopteri, Siluriformes, Siluridae.
UUAAUCAGGCACAUCAGAAGUCACCUGUCAGUCAGGGGUCCUUUAACUUGGGUAAAUCAACAUGGCGGCGGCCUUGUGCAGAGGAAAACACAGGUUAAAGCCCUUCUGUCAAUUCGCCUUUCAGUCGCCAAGAAGAGAUUUUACAGAGAAGUUUGAUUAUGACCUGGUGGUUAUCGGAGGAGGAUCUGGAGGUUUGGCGUGUUCCAAAGAAGCGGCUCAGUUGGGACAGAAGGUGGCUGUUUUGGAUUACGUAGAACCGUCAGAGAGAGGCACCAAAUGGGGGAUCGGUGGAACAUGUGUAAAUGUUGGCUGUAUUCCCAAGAAGCUUAUGCACCAGGCCGCUCUGCUUGGCACGGCGCUCAGAAACGACUCGGGGAAGUACGGCUGGCAGAUCGGUGGUCCCGUGACACACGACUGGGUGACUAUGGCAGGAGCGGUGCAGAAUUAUGUGAAAUCCCUGAACUGGGGUCACAGAGUUCAGCUGCAGGACAAGAAAGUGAAAUAUCUCAAUAUGAAAGGAAGCUUGGUGGACCAGCAUACCAUCCGAGGAUUAAAUUCCAGAGGAAAGGAGUCGACCGUGACGGCGAGGAACGUGGUAAUCGCCACCGGCGGCCGUCCCAAAUACCCCAUGAAUGUCCCGGGAGCGAGAGAAUACGGCAUCACCAGUGACGAUCUGUUCUGGCUGAAAGAGUCUCCUGGGAAAACGCUAGUCGUUGGAGCCAGCUACGUGGCUUUGGAAUGUGCUGGUUUUCUGACCGGCAUUGGCCUGGACACCACAGUGAUGGUGCGUAGCAUCGCCCUUCGCGGAUUUGAUCAGCAAAUGGCUGGUUUGGUGACUGAUCACAUAGAGGCACACGGGACUCGUUUCUUCUGGGGCUACGUUCCUAAGAAGGUGGAGAAACUUCCAUCAGAACUUCUACAGGUCACCUGGACAGAUACACAGAGCCAGCAGGAACAUCAGGACACGUUCAGCACGGUGCUGUGGGCUGUAGGUCGAGCUCCUGAAACCGGAACGCUGAACCUGCAGGAUGUCGGCGUUCAGCUCAACACAAACACCGGCAAAAUCAUUGUAGCUGAUGAUGAGAGAACAUCAGUGCCCAAUAUUUACGCCAUUGGAGACAUCGCACAGGGUCGUCCUGAGCUCACCCCUACAGCGAUCAAAGCAGGGAAACUCCUUGCUCGGCGAUUAGCUGGACACUCCAAGCAGCUCAUGAACUAUGACAACGUGCCUACCACAGUGUUUACUCCUCUGGAGUAUGGAUGUGUCGGUUUAUCUGAAGAAGAAGCCGAGAGACGACAUGGCAUCGACAAUAUAGAGGUGUUUCAUGCUUUCUACAAACCUCUGGAGUUCACUAUAGCCGAGAGAGACGCCAGUCAGUGUUACAUUAAGGUGGUGUGUGAGCGAGAACAACCACAGCGAGUGUUAGGGCUUCACUUUACGGGCCCCAACGCUGGAGAAGUGAUCCAAGGGUUUGCUCUCGGCCUCCAGUGCGGGUUUUCCUACUCUCAGCUUUGCGAUACUGUGGGUAUCCACCCCACCUGCGCCGAAGAGCUCACCAAACUGCACAUCACCAAGCGUUCAGGUCUGGACGCCACGGUAACCGGCUGCUGAGGUUAAACAUCCCCCUGUACCUUAAAAACUUUGAACACACCUCCUCAGACCCCUGACAAUGCAACAUAAAAACAGGAAGUGAUGUAGCAGGCUGUGAUGCUCUUAUUUCCAAGGUUCAUCUCAACCGCGGCCUGUCAUGACCUCGCUAAUCAUUCUUUCAGACAGACCCUCGUCAUAAGUCGUGUUCGCGAGUUUUUUUUCCAGCUCCACAAUAACGCAAUAAGACUCUGGAGAAGCGACGUUAAACCACAACACAGGCUCAUAAAUCAGGAUUACGGCUUUAUUACCGCGCGUUGAAAUGAAAGUCGCAAGAGAACGUAGUGUUUUUUUUUUUUUUUUUCUCUCUCUUCCAAAACAUUUUCUCCGAAUAUUGUUCUUUCUCCAGCUGUACUUCCUGUCCAUUACUCAUUCUCCGCAGCUGACACUGAUGGAUGGGCUCAGUCCGUCGCCACGGUGAUACACUCCCGUGUUCCCAGGGAAACGCACGAACACCGGGCGAGCAGCAUGUCAAUCAAAACCUCGGGUCGAGAGAGAGCUUGUUUAAAGCUUCUUUUUUUUUCUUUUGUGACUACAGAGGUUUUUCUGCAGAGCACACAGAGAAAACACACAUGCUCCUUCUCGAUGCUGGAGCAACUUGAUCACCAGAGAUAAAGGCUGUUUUUAUAAAUACCACCAUACGCCUGAAGGGGCCAGUAUUCCCCUCCUUUUCCCCACAGUUUUUAUCCCAGCUGAGCUACAGCGACUCUGGAUUGCUUUGGACUGACAGUUUACAGCCUAAUUAGGUUAAAGUAGUGUUUAAGAUGGGCCUGAUGCUUAUUAGUGGCCUUUUAUUUGACACCGAGAGCAACAUUAGCAUUUAUUUCUAUUUUCAUGGUAGUUUGCAUUUAAUGAUUUAAUAGUCUUUGAACUUCAGGUUACUUUUAAAUGCAUUCCGGAAUCCAAUUCAUGCACGUAGAUCGACGUUACGUUACAAACCACCGGAAAGCACCAAAAAUCUCGAGCAGAUUUUUUUUUUUUUUUAUUGCUACACGAUACAACAACAUUUUCUGGCCUUAGUUCAAUUGCAGCUGCAUCACUGCAUUACAUUAACAAAUAAACUUUCAUCUCGUCUUUCAACCUUCAGACUUGCUUCUAAAUUCUUCGGAACGCUACUCUGGGCUUCUUUCAAGGACGAAAACACGUUUCUUUACGAUCGCCAUUACAGACCAGCAGAAACCAUUAGAAAUCUCGAACACUUUCAAAUCUUUUUUUUUCUUUCCCCAAGCAGAAUUUUUUUUGAGAAAUUUUGCAGGCCACUAGUGCAUUACAUUAACAUAAAAACUUUCACCUCAUCUUUCAACUUUCAACAUUACAACAGGCUUCAUUUUUUUCUCCCCGUGGUCAGAAACACGCUCAGAGAAGGUUGAAGGUUUGACCGAGCGAGUUUUCUGUGAUUUCUUUUUCUUUUAAACCCCAACAGAGAAGGUUUGUUUUUGUCUGAUGUGCCUCAGCUCUCUGAUUAAUGAGGCUCGGAGUGUGUGUGACAGGCUGCUGCUGAGACUGAGACGGAGACGAGCAGCACUACCAGGUUUAUUUGGACCUGAGGAGGGAGUUUAGGGGUCUUGUGUUCAUGUUUUUUAGGGACCGGGGGGGUGCUGACUGAAGAACCCUGACCCCAGUACACUACCAUGUAACAAUAACAGAAUAGUUGUAAUACACUCUCUCUCUCGCUCUUUCUCACACACACACACACACACACACACACACACACACACACACUAAAGGGCAUGGAAGGACUGUGGACUGAGGUCUAUAUCUUCUUACAGUAGUGUGAAAAUCCCUCUAUGAUUGUGAUUCCUGAGGCAUUAAAAAGAUCUCAUUGGUUCUGCUAAGCUUCAUUUACACCACCAUUUAUUACAUUAAAUAGGUAAAUGGCUGACUAGGUGACUAUAAACCUCGCUUAAUAGAGUAUAGUGCAAAAAUGAUUGCCCCCUCUUUCUGUUUUUCCGCUAAAAACUGGAGCAAAACAGCAGGCGAAAAACUUGAAAGCAAAUUUUCCCCCAAAGCCGUUUAAAGGAUGUAAAAGAUGCAAGUUGUUGGAAAACUACGAUGUCAGGCUCAGAAAAAGAGAACGCAACGUUACACACACUGCACAUCUUGUUGGCAUCUUAAGAUUUAUCUUACUUUUUUUUCCCUCCCAUUUGGUCCUGAGGGGAUACAAACUUUUGCACUCGAAUUUUUAAGUCAUUUUGCAGGCUGAAAAAUCAGAACAAAAUUUUUAAAGAAAAACAUGUUACCAGGACAUGCUUUGCGAAUGUGGCAUUUCGGACACACGCACAACCUCCACACUCUUAGUUCCUGUUGUAAUACACACACACAUACACACACACAUACACACACACACACAUACACUGAGGGGUCAGGGUUGAGCUUCUUAGGGGGUCGGUUAAUGAGGACCUGCACUAAAAGCCCUUGGAGGAGAAGGCAGGUCUGAUGUGCUCCGACGUUCCCGCUUUGUGUUUGUACGUAGCAGAGGUUAAUCUGAUAUAACGCUCUGUAUCUGUAUAAUUUAUGUGUAAAGAAAUAAAUGAUGAAAGCGAA